Messenger RNA from Phlebotomus papatasi, 2685 nucleotides. RefSeq names its product splicing factor 1 (gene SF1). The record is from RefSeq and is a predicted model, not a curated record. Gene Ontology annotation, biological process: regulation of mRNA splicing, via spliceosome. Gene Ontology annotation, molecular function: zinc ion binding; mRNA binding. Gene Ontology annotation, cellular component: nucleus. The transcript has 6 exons. NCBI's taxonomy places the organism in Eukaryota, Metazoa, Arthropoda, Insecta, Diptera, Psychodidae. The coding region runs from base 82 to 2400 and encodes 772 amino acids.
CGUCCGCCAUUUUUGGGUGUUUUCCAGUCUUUCAUAGAAGCUAUAAAAUUUCGCAGAUUUUUUCUUCGAAUUUUCUAAGAAAUGGGAAGAUCUCCGGGAAAGAAAAGUUCACGGUCGAGGCAUCGCAGUAGGAGCAGGGAUCGUCGUAAAGACCGUCGUGAAACCCGGAGUCGCAGUCCGGAAGAGUCCAGAAGUCGUCGGGAUAGGGAUAGGGAUAGGGACAGGGACAGGGACCAUGAUCGUGACAGGCGAAAGGAUCGCAGCAGGAGCCGGGAUAGGGAACAUCGACGAGAGCGGCGGAACUACAGCCGGAGCCGCAGCAGGGAGAAGCGACAAUCGAGGGAUAGGGAUCGUCGUCGUGAGCGUGAGCGUGAGCGGGCAGAACGUUAUGAGGAGACCGAAGCUGCCGCCGAGAAGAAGGAAAUGCCGAAUUUGUCGCAGCAAAUCUUAGCAGCUGUAGCUCAGCAAGCAACGGAGAAAAAUUUUAGUUCUUUCCUUAAUAACUCAAUUUUGUCAGGAGGUUUCGAUGUUGGUGGUUCUCGGGAGGGUAUCCCCAGCUUAUUGGGUGCUUUCGGACUCGGUGGCACGGAAAACAGCUCAAUAGAGAGGGAACCUAAGCCAGAGGAGAACAACAAGAGAGAGAUGGAUUUUUCGGGGAUGUUUGACGCUAGUAAUGGUUCAGGGCUAUUGGGAGCAGCUCCUUCUAAUCCUUUUGGUUCUCUUCCACCAGAACUCAACAGUAACAGCAACAGCCAGGAAGGUUUCAAAGAUUUUUCUGCUGCAGGAAUGCUGUCCGGAAACAACAGCAAUGAUAGCACUUCUGGUCUCUCGGCUGCCGAGGAAAGGAAGAGGAAGAGAAAGUCCCGCUGGGCUGGUGGUGAUCAUGACAAGACAUUCAUUCCCGGAAUGCCAACAAUCUUGCCCGCAACGCUGAGUGCCGACCAACAGGAGGCAUAUUUAGUUCAACUGCAAAUCGAGGAGAUCAGCCGCAAAUUACGCUCCGGAGACUUGGGAAUAUCUGUAAAUCCGGAAGAAAGAUCUCCAUCGCCUGAGCCAAUCUACAGUUCUGAUGGCAAAAGGUUGAACACGAGGGAGUUCCGCAUCAGGAAACGUCUGGAAGAGCAACGUCAUCAACUUGUGCUGCGGAUGCAGUGCAUGAAUCCGGAAUUUAAACCUCCAGCGGAUUACAAGCCACCAGUUAUCCGAGUAAGCGAUAAGGUGUUGAUCCCGCAGGAGCAGCAUCCGGACAUCAACUUCGUUGGAUUGCUUAUUGGACCACGUGGGAAUACUCUUAAAGCGAUGGAAAAGGAGACAGGAGCAAAGAUUAUAAUUCGUGGCAAGGGAUCUGUGAAGGAGGGUAAAGUGGGUCGAAAAGAUGGGCAACCACUGCCAGGUGAAGAUGAGCCUCUACAUGCCUUUAUCACGGCUAGCAAUCCGGAGCAUGUGAAGAAGGCUGUGGACAAGAUAAAGGAUGUCAUUCGGCAGGGCAUUGAAGUGCCCGAGGGACACAAUGAUUUGCGUCGGAUGCAAUUGCGAGAAUUGGCUCAGCUCAAUGGGACUCUGCGAGAAACUGAUGGGCCUCGGUGCACAAAUUGUGGCUCGACUGAGCACAAGAGUUGGUUGUGUCCGGAUAAGCCCAAUGUGACCAAUAAUAUUGUUUGCUCAUCAUGCGGAGGAGCUGGUCAUAUUGCUAAGGAUUGCAGGAGUAAAAGACCAGGAGCAGGAGGACCUCCAAGUAGCAAUGCACAGGCCAAGAUUGAUGAGGAGUACAUGAGUUUGAUGGCGGAAUUGGGUGAGGGUCCGCCGGCUGAUGUUAGCACAAAGAGGGAAAUGGUGCAGCAUCCACGAUAUGGGCUAUUUGACCAGAGACCAAGUCAUCCGCGUUCUAUUAUGGCUCCACCGCCGCCGCCGUGGAAUCAGAAUCAGAUGGGCAUGAAUCCGCCACCGUUGAUGGGUCCACCUGGUCCACCAGGGAGUGGUCCACCGGGUGGACAGGGUUCCCAUGGGGGAAUGCCAUGGAAUAUGGGAAUGGGUCAGGGGGCGUCCAAUGGACAACCUCCGCCGCCGGGAAGUUGUAUGUCUUCGGAGAAUAAUGGAAUGGGAGGUUUACCGCCAAUUCCGGGAACUGGAAUGCCACCCAUGAUGCCUCCACCACCAGGAACGGAUCAACAGUGGGAUUGGGGACCACCACAGCCACCACCACCGCCUCUCCAUCCGCCGCAGCAACAGCAGCAACAACAGCAGCAGCAGCAGCAGCAUAUGAUGCCACCACCAUUUCCCUGGGGACAGGCACCGCCUAAUUUCAUUCCACCUCCUCCACCAUCUACCAGCAGUUCCAUCACCAAUCCUAGAAUUCAGAGCCUCCUCUCAUCCCCACCACCACCUCCGCCACCCAACUAAAUGCAACUUUUGAAGAAGGAACUUUUCCAAGAACAUUUUUUCACACUCUGCGCCUCUGAUGCUGGAGGAACUUUUCUUAUUUUGAUACUAUAUAACGAAGUUUUCAUUGAAGAGAUUUUUUUUUUUUGAGGAGCAUUUUCUUUGGCUUGGAGAAUAAAACCUGGCGUACCUUAUUCUCUCGUUUGGAAAGGAAUUUAAAAGUAUAUAUAUAUAAUUGUGUAGAUACAUUUUACUUGGAGUUUGUGUAAAAUAGAGAUACUGGCCUAUUGUCUUUUUGAUUGUGAA